GGACAGCUACUCCGUUUACUAAUCGAUCACUUUGGGAGUCGCUGUGCCCAUUCGGGACGUUGUGCAAGAGAAUACGGAAAUACUGUGACACGGUGCCGUGGAAGAUAUGCGGAAGUGUCGGAACAAGUGUGUUUGUCUGAAAGGUGACCCGUGACGGAUAUCUGAAAUCUCCGUGGUAUAUCGUCGCAGAAGAUAUAUUUAAAAAAUUUCAAUGGCAAGGUCUGGUUGACAAGGUAUCAACUUCGAAGCGAGAGGGGACAAAGGCUUGCUACUGGCGGAGAGAGUGAAGGGAUAUGAUGAGAUAACGAAUACAGAAUGAGAUACAGCAGCUGUGAGCUCCUCGGUUAUGCGGUCCUCACACUUACUUUGCAUCUCAACGGACAAGCCAACGGUGGCAUUACGUGCAAAGAUCUGCAAGGACGCUCGUUCGAGAGUGGCUUUCACUAUAUUCCUGGACCGGAACCUUGUACACUUUGCGUAUGCGACAAUGGGAAUCCAAAGUGGUGUAAAGCAGUCAUAUGCACGUUACCGCAGGACGCGUUGCCAAAGCAUGACUGUAAGUCCUUCCGUUUCGGUAAUACCUGCUGCGAAUUCAUCUGUAUGGAUGACACCCUGUCGUCGGUAUCAAACGACAAGGGCGAUGGACAUGGGGCGAACAUCAGCGACCCCAACGCUAACAGCGACCUCGGGUUCAGAGUGAUAGUCAGCUGUGUCACGGCGGCCAUCUCCUUGGGUGUCGUCUUCCUUGUGAUCCAUCGUCUACGUCAGCGCAAGAUCAGAGCAGGCAGACAGAGUUGCCAACUGCCAACAGAAGAUGAGCUAAGAAGUCUGGGCAGCAUGAACUACCUGGAGCGCGGUGGUCUACCACGUGGAGUACCAAUGGAGGACAUGCCGUGCGGCGGAGGAUAUCCGCUUUGGAAACCACCAGGAAAUUAUUUUCCUCGCGGAGAAGCCCCACCGCCAUACGAAGAAGCCGUAGCAGCGGCCAGGGCCGAGCAAGCCCUCUUGUCCAUGAGUCCGCACGCCCUGUCACCUUUGAACUUUCCAAGCAGCUACCUGGCGAACCACAACAGUCAUGCCAGCAUCCCCAUAGUCCCAAGUAACGAGGGCUUAUCCUCGACCUCGCCCAACCUCUCGGCUAAUCACGGCACGAGCACGUCGCCUCUGAUCGCCUCCAACAACAGACCUCACAGUAGCCCUGGGGCUAAUACCAACUGUCACCAGCUGAAUGAGAGCGACAAUUCCAAUACAACUACGGGCUUGUACCCAAGUAGCUCGACGAACUUUAACAUGGGAACCAACACUUAUGAGAACCUCCCGACGCCAGUCGGCAUCUCGAGUAUCGUACAGCAGCACACGAGCAUCCAGAACACCAUGCUCUCGUUACCCACGUCCCACUCGACUGUCCCAAAGACGUACCAGCAGCACACGACGCUUCCGCGCCAGGGUGGCGCCUUCACGAUAUCCGCCACUUUACCCAGCUCGAAUACCUCCAGCCAUCGUACCAUACCCAGGACCCUGGCCACUAGUGGAAGUCUGAGGUUGCGCAGAGAGUUCACGGCUCAUCCAUCCGUGGCACCGCCGCCCUUUGACACUCCGCUCAGGAACGUGUCCCCACAGCAUUCACCACAGUCUGCACCACCUACGGCACCGAUCCAGAGCCAGAGCAACGAGACCACCACCAGGUCUGAUGCGUUCUACGAGGACGUCCUCGUGGGCCUGCCGUCAGCACCACCUCAGGUCGAGGGUCAGCCACCGGAAGCGACGUCAACGCCCCUCCGCAGCUACAAGCCAAGCACGGAGACCAGUACGGAGGUCAACCAGGACGGCAGCUUCGAGUCUGUCGCCUGUGCUUGCAGCAUGCAAGCUCUGCCGACGCUUCACGACGACGCAGACGAUUAUCGCAGCGAGUGCGAGAACUGCAAGAGCGCCACUGGCUCACGUUACUACCUGGACAACGAGGACGAGCUGGUGAUCUCACCCCACGAGACCAUGACGCUACAUCGACGACCUGAGGAAACUGCUUCCAGCACGACCCCACAGUAUUACAGGACUUCCCUGACACUGCCGACGAGUACUCGUCAACGCACCAGGAGCACCGGAGCUCGAGACAAUUGGUUCAGCUCCAUGCCGGAAAGCUCCACCGAAUCUUCGGACGAGGAUUAAUUAUAAAAAUCUCAUUGUUACAUGUGUCAUUCGAGCGUUGAUAAUUUCAUGUAAUAUCUGUAUCUAAGUAAGCCAGUGCCAAAACGCAUAACCACGUAUUAGUUGUAUAUCGACGGACGUAUCCGGUAUCCAUUAUCGUUUUCAUCAAUUAACAUUUAUUUACUGGUAGUAUACGGUUAUUUUAUCGGUAGCAUGCGUUAUCAGAUCGAACACAGUUUUCUAGCAGUCUACUGUAUGUACACCACAUUUAGGAUACUCAUUACGAACACUCUGUAUAGCUGAAUAGCUUUAAGAUUUCGAUUUUGCCGCGGAUGUCAUUCUGCGUACACGCGAAUCCAUUUUUGAAUUCGUACAGGAUAUUCUCCGAAUUCUUCGACUGUCUUCGAUUCAUUUACGGAUGUGUUUUUAUUGUCGAUCGUUAUUGCAGAUUAUCUUGAAUUAGUAUAGCCUUUUUCUGAUAUACGUAUAACGUAGAGUAACGUGAUGUAGGACAGUGAUAAACUUAUUAACAUUGACAUUACUUUAAAUCGUUAACGUUUAUAAAUAAUACCGAGAAUCUAUGGAUCGUCUUGACGUUGAUUGUUGAUUUUAAUUUACAAAAUUUUCAUCGGUAGAUCUCGAUUUUUUUUUUUUUCAUUUUCACUUCGUUUCUCGGCAACUUGACGAUUUUAUAAUCAAACUCACUUGUCCCCCUCUCUUUUUUGAAGAGGGGAGCAGGGGAUAACGUAUAUUGCGCACAAACGUACGAGCGACUGUGCCAACAAAAAAUUGCGGAUGUGUCGCUAGAAAGGGAAAUAUGAAAUAAGCAAAAAUUGCGAUCAAGGACGGGCGGGAAAGUAGUUGACGGGGAAAACGAAAACUCAAAAAAUUCAAAAUCGAGAACGCUGGCGUUCGCGACUGUGGUGAGUCAAGUUUGAUUUUUUUUAACAAAUUUUAUUAGUAGUAUUCUAGAUUAAUAUUGAUUACGUAUUUAGUUAUGGUUGGUGUAUCUGUCGAUCGUAAUGUUUGCGAACGGAGGGGUAGAAAGGGGGGGGGGGAUAUGAUUUUUAGCGACAAAAUUGAAAAAGAGGAGAAUUUAAAAAAAAAACAGACGACCACGUUUAAAUGUUAUUUUAUCAAAAAAAUGUGAUUUUUGGGGGGCAUGGACACGGUGGACCCGUUGCACCAUUUUUUUUUAUAUACUUAUUUAAAAAUCCACGUGACACUUUGAAAGUACACUUUUCGAGCGGGAUACGAGAAAAAUAAUUGCAAUGUCAAAUGUCGCGAGAAACUUUACAAUCGUGGAAAACAAUAGAAGACGAUUGACUUUUGAAUUUUAUUAAAGUACCGAAAAGAAGCGAGGGAGUGGGAAUUAAUGAUUUUUAAGCUACCAGCGUGCAUUGCUCGUUACCAAGAGGUUACCAAGAUUUUUAGUUUUUUAUUUAACGAUAUAAAUUCGCAUAAGUGUUGACGCGUUGAGAAAUCUUUUAUUAUUUUACAUUAUAAUAUAUUUAUUGUAUAUUUACACGAAGCGUUUCCCAAAAUGUCGAUACCGAACUGACACGAAUUCGUUUUUUCGUAAAAAUCCAAAAUAAACGUUUCACGGAAGUAUUAUUGCGCGAAAAUGAAAAACGCUUAAGGAACUAUAGUUUUAUUUUUUUAUGAAAAAUCUGAUCCCGCUAUUAAAAUGCGGUCAUUUCAUGACACCCGACAUACCUUUUAUACUUGUAUACUUUUACAUUUGUUGAAUUCUUCAUAUAUAUUUGGAUUUUUUUUUUUGAUACGCGUAUUCCAUGACAAGUGACGUAAAUUAUACAUUCCUAGUAUUAAGAAGAUAACUAAUCUGUCUCCGUAUGAGUUACGUAUAUUUUUUGUAUACCAAAUUCAAAAGAAAUUUCUAAAAUUUUAAACCAAUCACUAGCAAUCAGUUUGCCUACAGCAUACCUGGAAUGCACAGUUGUAUUUUGAAAUAAUUUCUUGACUCUUCGAGUCGCCAAUUAUCAGUGUUUCAUUGAGUGAGCUUGCAAUGUAAGCAGGUACACAGGGUAUCCCGGUGUAACGUAAGCGUAUACCCGACCGAAGGUACUGAACCUUGCCGGACAAUUUAAGAAAAUGUAAAAUCAGCACAAAAGGAAAAAAUUGAAAAAUAAAACUGAUCCAGCUGCAUGUAUGCGAGAUAACGUUGGAAAGAACAAAAGAUACGGAAUCGAUAGAAAAUGGUAUAAAAUACAAAAAAUAAUUAAAUCCAUAGAAAAAAAAAAGCGAAAGAAAAAUAUAUACAUUAUAUAUAUAUAUAUAUACAUAUAUAUGUAUUUCAAUUAAAGAGAAUACUACAUUACGUUCUGUGUAUAUCCUUAGUAUUAGAAUUUCGAUUUGUAAUGCGAUUGGUCUAAGCGACAUUGGAGCGUUGUCUAAUUAAAGGGAGCACAGAAAAGGGAAGAGACUUGAAAAGAAAAUAUCUUCAGACUCACCGGUAUCUCUGACGAAGAACUUUUUAUACAAAAACUUUGUGGGAGUCGCGAUUGUAUUUUACAGUGUAAAGUUUGUAUACCGUAAGGUGGGGAACGACGGUGUCGUGCGAAUACGGACAAUUAGUAUUAAAGAAAUUCGCUUCUAAUUUCUAAGAUCUUUACGAAAACCGUUAAGACCUUCGACAUUCUAUUGUAUCGCACGAAUUGGUUCUCACGUAAUUUCUGUAUCGCGAUGGAGCAAAGGAUGAAAUAUUUUUCUCUUGUUUCCUUCGUUGAUUUACUUUUUUUUUUUUCUAACCGGCACCGAUUCGAUACGACUGAGAAUCGAAGAGGUGCGAGAGACGCAUGAAUUGAGUUUGAGGGACGAAGAGAUAUUUAUAAAAAAAAAAAAAAAAAAAAAAAAAAAAAAUAGAAAAAAUAUUCUUUUUAAAAAAAUCAGACCUAGAACAUUGGUUGGAUGUAACGUUAAUUUUUUUUUGUGCGCGUAAACGAGAGCGAAGAAAAAUGACAUAGCGUGUAACAAGGGUCGAGCGAGAGAAAGUGAACAAAGAGGAAAAAAAAGAUGUGUUCAGUACAUUCUGUACUUUUGUAUUUUGUGGCGAAGUAUUAUUUUUCAAAAACAAUGCACACAAAGGGAGGGCCGAGGACGAUAAAUUUUGAAAAUCGUUUCCGGGAUCUGGUAAUAUAAACGGAACGAUCGGCGACAUUACAACCGAUCCUGUAUACGUAAGAAUUAUUUGAAUUAAGCCGAGUACUCGUUUAGCAUUAACGAUUACUGUAACAUAUUUACCUGAUAUUUAGAGCUAGAAGACGAAGCUAAUGAAAGGAAAAGAAAAAAAAAAACAAGAAAUCUCUAUUGAAUUUACUCGUAUAGGUAAACCAAAUUAAUUGACAGCGGAGAUGAGAGAUUGAAGAGGAAAAAAAAAUAAAAGAAAACCAAUGAAUCGGGUUCGAAAAAAAAAAAAGAUGGCAACGGAUGUGCGUGCUAUAUCGUGUUACGUAAAAAAAAAAAAAGAAAAAUCGUUACGAUUCUGCAAAUUAAAUAAAAUCGAUCGCUCGAUCAUCCGAUCUGAUGCCACCAGAUGUGCCACUUUGAAGAAAAUGACCGUGAGAUGUCGCAUCCUCGAUUGUUAUAUCGAAAUGCGAUUUGUGCGAACGAUGACUCGAAUGCGUUUUACGAAUGAAAAUGAAAAUAGUAUUACUCGAAAGUGUCAAAGAUUCCCUUGUUAAUAAUAGUUCUAGUUACUACAACUGUGUUUUACGAUAUCAGAAAUCGCUCCGUCGACGCGGAGAAAAAGAAUUGUACGUCGCAAACUAAGCAUGACUUCCCUCAUUUGAACUUGGACUUAAUACCGUAUGUAUUCUACGUAUGUAUAUGGUACCGGCGGUUGCUGUCACGGAAAAUUCAAUAGCUAUAGUCGAUUUGGCAUAGCUGCACUUGAAACUUUUGGAAGUGAACGUGCACGAUCGCUCGUUGGGAUGUCGAUGACUGAUUUUGUGAAUCUGAAAGUCUGUGACGAAUGGUCUUCAUUUUUUGUUGGAGAUUCCGUGAGAGCAACGCUGUUACACUGACACCAUUACCGAAUAACGCCAUUUUAUUUCUAACUACUAUAAUUACUGUCACGAUUCAAUGAUGUUGUUAUUCAUGCACGACUAUAGGCCAAAAUAUGUAUCGGCAGACAAAUUUUAAAAAUAUAGUCCAUUAUUUUUAUCGUAAAUGAUACACAAA
Molecule: messenger RNA, 6345 nt
Organism: Cephus cinctus (wheat stem sawfly)
Lineage: Eukaryota; Metazoa; Arthropoda; Insecta; Hymenoptera; Cephidae
Product: endochitinase A
Exons: 6
Coding region: 316-2166 (616 amino acids)
Cellular component (GO): membrane
Source: RefSeq, a predicted model, not a curated record